CGAGAGACGCCCGGGACGGGCCACGGGACGGAAGCAAGAGGGAUCGGGGCCCCGGGCACCGGCACGGGCGAGCAGCGGCGGAGCGAAGCCAGCGAGGAUGGGCAGCGGCGGGCUGGGGCCGGGCGUCGCGCUCCUCCUGGCUGCGCUCCUGCUCAUCACGGAGCGGCGCGCGGCGGCGGCGGCGGCUUGUUCUGGCUGUGGAAAAUGUGACUGUAGUGGAGUAAAAGGGCAGAAAGGUGAAAGAGGCUUGUCGGGUUUACAAGGUUUGGUUGGGUUUCCUGGAAUACAAGGACCUGAAGGGCCCCCAGGUUCCCCAGGACUGAAGGGUGAUACUGGAGAACCAGGACUACCAGGAACAAAAGGAACAAGAGGCCCACCAGGUCCAGCAGGCUACCCAGGAAAUCCUGGCCUUCCUGGCAUCCCUGGAGGAGAUGGUGCACCAGGUCCUCCUGGUAUCCCAGGAUGCAAUGGAACAAAGGGCGAAAGAGGUCCCCUUGGUCCCCCAGGUUUUCCUGGAUUGCCUGGAAAUCUAGGCCCUCCAGGACUUCCAGGAAUAAAGGGAGACCCAGGAGAAGUUAUUGGAUUCGUACCAGGUGGUGUACUAAAAGGUGAAAAAGGGUUUCCUGGUCACCCUGGAUUACCGGGAUCACCUGGUGUACCAGGCAUUGAAGGCCCUAUUGGACCACCUGGACCUCCCGGUAGUCCUGGUGCUCCAGGGCCACCUGGCCCCCAAGGUGAAAAGGGUCAUAUGGGUUUGAGGUAUCAAGCACCAAAAGGUGAAAAGGGUGAACGGGGCGUUAUGGGCCCUCCAGGUCGCGAAGGACCUGCUCCACGACAGGAAGAGAAAGGGGUCAUAAUCAUACGUGGAGACAAAGGUGAUUCUGGUGACAAGGGUGACCCUGGCUUUCCAGGGUCACCAGGCCUAAGCAGGAAAGGAGAGAAAGGUGAACUUGGAAAACCUGGUCCGCAGGGAAGGCCUGGGAAGGAUGGAGAAGAUGGAGAGAAGGGAAGAAGUGGAGAAUCUGGCUCCCCAGGAUUUCCAGGACUACCAGGAACAAAUGGCCCUAAAGGAGAUAAGGGUGUACCAGGUUCCCCAGGAGCUCCAGGAAUAGUAAUAGGGACAGGGGUUGAAGAAGUAUUUGGUGAAAAGGGAGAUCCAGGUCCUGCAGGAUUUCCAGGAGCAAAAGGCGAACCAGGACAAAAAGGUUUUCCAGGUCUACAAGGUCCUCCAGGUCGUCCAGGGCAACCCAGUCCAGGGAUAACAGGAGCACCUGGUUUUCCGGGCGAGAGAGGAGAAAAGGGUGACCGGGGGGCCCCUGGACUUGCUUUGCCUGGACCAAAAGGAAGAGACGGACCUCCAGGACCUCGUGGUUUACCAGGGCUUCCAGGCUCACCUGGCAUAACAGAUGGAAUUCUAGACUGUCAGCCUGGGCAACCGGGUGAUCCAGGCCUUCCAGGCGCUCCUGGCCAACAUGGCUUCUCGGGAGAAAGAGGAGAAAAAGGUGAAAGAGGUGAAGGCUGUUUUUCUUGUGAAGUAUGUGGCCUUCCUGGAUCACCAGGGCCCCAAGGGCCUCCAGGGGACCAAGGUAUUCAAGGACCACCAGGUGCUAAAGGUGACAGGGGCUUUCCUGGAUCUGAGGGCAUUCCAGGAGUAACAGGACCUCCAGGUAUACCUGGUUUGAUGGGAAACCCAGGAGUGAAAGGGGAGCCUGGAGAUGUUUUCAUUGACCCUAAUUUAAAGGGUGAAAAAGGAAAUCCUGGUUUCCCUGGACAUCCAGGUGCUCCUGGGAUAGAAGGAAGGACAGGGCGGGAUGGCCUGCCAGGUGCCCCAGGUCUUAAAGGUGCAUCGGGAACAAUUGGGUUAAAAGGAGAACGUGGCCCCCCAGGAAUAAAUGGUUUCCCAGGACCCCGUGGAGAUAGAGGCUUUCCUGGUUCCCCAGGGCUUGGGCCUACUGGGCCACCUGGUGAUAAAGGGGAUAAAGGUAUUUCGGGGAUUCCCGGCACCCCAGGAUUUCCAGGACCCAAAGGUGAAACUGGGCGUGCCGUUUCUCUGCCUGGUUUACCUGGAGCAGAUGGUGUUCCUGGCGUUCCUGGGAUUGCAGGCAUCCAAGGUGACAAAGGACAUCCAGGGAUCCCAGGAAGACCUGGCCUGCCUGGUGAAAAAGGUCUGCCAGGCCCACCAGGAAUAGGGUUUCCUGGUCCUCCGGGGCCUCCAGGUUUUCCAGGUCAGCAAGGCCCACCAGGUGUAACUGGACAGAAGGGAGAUCUUGGUCCCCCAGGGUUACCAGGUACACCAGGGGUACAAGGACAUAAAGGUGAACCUGGAUUAGGUCUCCCAGGACCUAAAGGUUUUCCUGGUCCACAAGGACGAGAUGGCCUUCCUGGACCAAAAGGUGAUCAAGGGUUCCCUGGUGUACCAGGAGAAAAAGGAUUUCCUGGUGUGUCUGGCCAAACAGGAUCCCAAGGUGACCCUGGUCCUGCUGGAUUACGGGGUCUGCAGGGCUCCCCCGGUUUACCAGGAAUAGGCCCUCCUGGCCCCUCUGGCUCUCCAGGACAAUCUGGCUCUCCAGGACCAAUAGGACCUCCAGGAAUUAAAGGAGAAAGAGGCUACCCAGGUGCCACUGGGCGGGAUAUGCCAGGGCCAAAAGGAGAUAAGGGUAUCCAAGGAUCACCAGGGCUGCCAGGAUUACAAGGGUUGCCAGGCCUACCUGGCCUACAAGGACAAGAAGGGCGCCCAGGUGCCCCAGGAAUCAAAGGAGGAAUGGGCAUUAUGGGAACCCCUGGAACCCAGGGUCCUCCUGGUCCUGCAGGAUCGUCUGGAGUUCCAGGUGAAAAAGGUGACAGAGGUUUUCCUGGAGUGGCAGGACUCAGAGGUAAUCCUGGUCUGAAAGGUGAAAAGGGCGAAACUGGUCUACCAGGAGAGCCAGGAACGAUAGAUAAACUGGACAUGGGAAGCAUGAAAGGCGAAAAAGGAGAUCAAGGAAUCAAAGGACAACAGGGGCCAGAAGGAGUGAAAGGAACUCAGGGGGAUCCUGGCACACCGGGAAUGUCAGGGAAGCAUGGGGAACCCGGUUUACCUGGCCAAGCAGGGCCAAAAGGGGACCAAGGCCCUCCAGGACACCUGGGUGAACCAGGAUCUCCUGGACAAAAGGGAUCCAUAGGAGAAAUGGGUAUCCCAGGACAACCAGGAGAAAAGGGUGUGCACGGUCUUCCAGGUGAGGCAGGUAAACCUGGGUUUCCUGGAGUGAAAGGUGUGAAAGGUGACAAAGGAGAGUCUGGACUUCCAGGAAUCGGCUUCCCUGGGGCUCAUGGUGAGAAGGGAGAACCAGGAAAGACAGGUAGUCCAGGCAUACCUGGAGUGAAAGGUGAAAAGGGUAUUCUAGGAAUUCCAGGCAUCCCUGGCUCCCCAGGUGUCAAAGGGGAACCAGGUCUUCUAGGUUCUCCAGGUGUUCCAGGUAUCCCAGGUGGAAAAGGUGAAAAAGGAUUCCCAGGCUUAGAUGGGUUUCCUGGCUUAAAAGGAAAAACAGGUGACCCUGGGUCUCAAGGUCCCCUAGGUGCUCCUGGUGAAAAGGGUGAGCCAGGUUAUGAUGGAAUCCCAGGCUCACCUGGUACAAAGGGUGACCCAGGUAUUCCAGGUAGAGGACUUCCUGGACUUCAAGGUUCAAAGGGAGAAAAAGGUACAAAAGGAAAUGUGGGUUUCCCAGGCUCCCCAGGAAGUCCAGGGAUUCCUGGUGCAAAAGGAGAGUCAGGAUUUGUUGGCCCACAGGGUCCUCCAGGCCAACCGGGUAUUCCUGGAUUACCAGGCAAAGUUGGAGAGGGACCGAAGGGUGACCGGGGACCCCAAGGUCGACCUGGGCUUCAAGGGGUUCCUGGGCCACAAGGGUCUCCAGGUGCUCCAGGAUCAUCAGGAGCGAGAGGAGAAAAAGGAAGUCCAGGUUGGCCUGGAUCACCUGGAAGAUCUGGACUCAAAGGUGACCAGGGACCUCAAGGAAUCCCUGGUAGUGCUGGUUUUCCGGGAACUGCUGGCCAAAAAGGUGACAUGGGACCUCCUGGAAUUCCAGGCCCUCAAGGUUUAAAAGGUACUUUCGGCUUCCCUGGAACCAAGGGAGGACAAGGCGAUCAAGGGUUUCCAGGAGCCAAAGGUGUUCCAGGCCCACCAGGUCCUCCAGGCCCUUUCCAGCUUUUGAAAGGUGAACCAGGCUUACCUGGUCCUGAUGGCCCAGUUGGCCCUAGAGGUCCUCCAGGUGUUCCAGGCCCAAAAGGCCAACAAGGUGUAACGGGAUCUGAGGGUUUGACUGGUCCCCCAGGCACUCCAGGAUUUGAUGGAACACCUGGCCACAAAGGAGAAGCUGGCCCUGUUGGCCCCCCAGGUCCUAGAGGCUUUCCUGGCCCACCUGGUCCUGAAGGUAUGCCAGGGUCAAUGGGUCCACCAGGGAGCCCCUCCGUUGCUCAUGGCUUCCUUGUGACCAGGCACAGCCAGAGCACAGAAGAGCCAUCAUGUCCGUCUGGAACAAGACUAAUGUUCUAUGGGUAUUCUUUGCUUUAUGUACAAGGAAACGAACGGGCCCAUGGCCAGGACCUGGGCACAGCAGGAAGCUGUCUACGCAAAUUCAGCACAAUGCCUUUCCUGUUCUGCAACAUUAACAACGUCUGCAAUUUUGCCUCGAGGAAUGAUUAUUCUUACUGGUUAUCUACCCCUGAGCCAAUGCCAAUGAGUAUGGCUCCCAUUACAGGAGACAGCAUCAGGCCUUUCAUCAGCAGGUGUGCUGUAUGUGAAGCUCCUGCAAUGGUGAUGGCAGUUCACAGUCAAACAAUCCAAAUUCCACCCUGUCCAGAAGGCUGGAGAUCUCUGUGGAUAGGCUACUCCUUUGUGAUGCACACCAGUGCUGGUGCAGAGGGCUCGGGGCAAGCUUUGGCAUCUCCAGGCUCCUGUCUUGAAGAGUUCCGCAGUGCCCCAUUCAUAGAAUGUCAUGGCAAGGGCACCUGCAAUUAUUAUGCAAAUGCUUACAGCUUCUGGCUUGCCACUAUUGAGAGAAAUGAAAUGUUCAAGAAACCUACUCCGUCCACGCUGAAAGCAGGAGAACUACAUACAAAUGUUAGCCGUUGCCAAGUAUGUAUGAGAAGAACAUAAUGAGUUGUACCUAAUGUCACAAUAUGGUGCUAUUCUGUUAACAGCGUGAAGCUUAGGCAUAUAUCCUCUGUACCUCAUUGCUGCCCAGUAUGAAAAGCGUCAAGUGCCUUAAGGGAACCUGCCGAACUAAACUCUCUACUUUCUUGGCUUUUUAGUUGCCUAAGAUGAAGAAGAUACACUUCAAAUGGCACUUUUGAAUAAACAUUAUCUUAUAAAUGAAUGUGAUGCACUGAUAAUCUAAAUCUCCCCCCCUCAAAAAAUCCAAGGUGCUAAGAGGGGUACAGCUCUGCCUCAUGUGUGUAACUCCCCUUUUCCAUUUCUGUGUAUUAGAUAUAUAGAAUUACUCUAUCAUUCUUUUUAUCUUGAAUUCCCAGGCUCUUUAUUAUAUAUGGUUGUUGUACAAAUUAAUACUAAUGUAAAGAAGAGUUCUGGAAAUAGAGUAUGACUGAACACCAAGAUUCCUUAUUGACAUAACAGAGGGUACGGACAUACAAACAUUUUUUCUUGGCUAAAUUGUGUAUAGCAUUAAAGAGCCUGCAUAGAAUCAUGGAGUUGGAAGGGGCCUAUAAGGCCAUCACGUCCAACCCCCUAAGGUAAGAGGAAACAUAAUUCUUGCUGAUCAAUAAAAUGAGUCUGCCCUCUAGUACCUUAUGGCUUUUUAUGGCCACUUUUCCUGUGGAAUACAGAAUGGUCCAGUGUGUAUUUAUUUAUUGGGUUUCUAUAAAAUAUGCUGAUAUCUAAAGCAGAUUGUAUCGUUAUAAUCAAACCAAUAUAAUUAUUUUAAAAGGGCCUUAUAGGAAACUUCCUUGAUUGUGUACUUAAAAAAUAAAAUUUGUAAUAAAACUAUUUGUGUAAAAAAA
This is a messenger RNA of Rhineura floridana, 5991 nucleotides long. RefSeq names its product collagen type IV alpha 1 chain (gene COL4A1). The coding region runs from base 98 to 5131 and encodes 1677 amino acids. The record is from RefSeq and is a predicted model, not a curated record. NCBI's taxonomy places the organism in Eukaryota, Metazoa, Chordata, Lepidosauria, Squamata, Rhineuridae. Gene Ontology annotation, molecular function: extracellular matrix structural constituent. Gene Ontology annotation, cellular component: collagen trimer. The transcript is spliced from 52 exons.